This is a messenger RNA of Mangifera indica (mango), 2462 nucleotides long. RefSeq names its product pyruvate decarboxylase 2. Gene Ontology annotation, molecular function: magnesium ion binding; thiamine pyrophosphate binding; carboxy-lyase activity. Bases 387 to 2141 code for a protein of 584 amino acids. The record is from RefSeq and is a predicted model, not a curated record. The transcript has 7 exons. NCBI's taxonomy places the organism in Eukaryota, Viridiplantae, Streptophyta, Magnoliopsida, Sapindales, Anacardiaceae.
UCAGCCCAAACCCAACCUCUAAAACAUGAGGCUCCAAACUCAAACUUUAAAUCCAUGCUAGCCAGCCACUGGUAUUGUGCCUUUCCAUAUUCAUAGGAUCUAUAGAUCUUCCACGGUAGUUGCCAUUUGAAUCGCGCGUACUCCAACAUUCUGUGCUGUUCAUAUCAUACAAAUAAAAAAUAACAAUUUUUACUGUUUCCUCGUACUAGAGAAAAGCCGCCCCUGGUUUCACUAUCACAGUAGUGACCCCGAUAUUAUAAAUCUCCCUUUUUUCAUUACCUUCACAAGCAAAAAACCCCACCAGGUUCAUUCUUUGAUUGAAAGCUUUGAUAUUUUUCUUCUUUACAUUUGCAAUCACACAUCUUUACAAUCUUUACGAUUCAGUCAUGGACACAAAGAUUGGAUCAUUUGACACCUGUAAGGCUUCGUCUAACGACUUGGCUUGCCCUGCAAACGGGGCUGUUUCCACCAUUCAAAGCUCUGUUUCAACAACCUCCGUAGUCAACCCGUCCGAGUCAACUCUCGGUCGCCACAUCGCUCGCCGGCUAGUUCAAGUUGGUGUCACCGACGUGUUCUCUGUCCCCGGUGACUUUAACUUGACUCUUCUUGAUCAUUUGAUAGCUGAGCCUGGGCUUAACUUGAUCGGCUGCUGUAACGAACUGAAUGCUGGAUAUGCUGCUGAUGGCUACGCGCGGUCUCGUGGUGUCGGCGCGUGUGUGGUUACUUUCACAGUCGGUGGUCUUAGCGUGCUGAAUGCUAUUGCUGGAGCUUACAGUGAAAAUUUGCCACUGAUUUGUAUCGUUGGAGGGCCUAACUCAAAUGAUUUCGGAACCAACAGGAUCCUUCAUCACACUAUUGGGUUGCCUGAUUUUAGCCAAGAACUCAGAUGCUUCCAAACUGUUACUUGCUUUCAGGCUGUGGUGAAUAACUUGGAGGAUGCUCAUGAAUUGAUAGAUACUGCGAUAUCAACGUCUUUGAAAGAAAGCAAGCCUGUUUAUAUCAGUAUUAGUUGUAACUUGCCUGCGAUUCCUCAUCCUACUUUCAGCCGUGAGCCAGUUCCAUUUUCAAUUUCUCCCAGAUUGAGUAAUCAGAUGGGUUUGGAGGCUGCAGUUGAGGCAGCAGCUGAGUUCUUGAAUAAGGCAGUGAAACCAGUGUUGGUUGGUGGACCUAAUCUGAGAGUUGCGAAGGCAUGUGAUGCUUUUGUUAAGCUUGCUGAUACAUGUGGUUAUGCCCUUGCGGUGAUGCCUUCGGCGAAAGGGCUAGUGCCAGAGCAUCAUCCCCGUUUUAUUGGAACUUACUGGGGUGCAGUGAGCACAGCCUUUUGUGCUGAAAUUGUGGAAUCUGCAGAUGCUUAUUUGUUUGCUGGACCUAUAUUUAAUGACUAUAGCUCUGUUGGAUACUCUCUGCUUCUCAAGAAAGAGAAGGCAAUUAUCGUCCAGCCUGAUCGUGUUAUUAUUUCAAAUGGGCCUGCAUUUGGGUGUAUUUUGAUGAAGGAUUUCUUGCAAGCACUUUCAAAGCGGCUUAAGUGCAACACUACUGCUUAUGACAAUUACCACAGGAUUUAUGUUCCUGACGGGAUUCCUCUGAAGUGUGAACCUAAAGAGGCAUUGAGGGUGAAUAUUCUGUUCCAGCAUAUACAGAAGAUGAUCUCUGGUGAAACUGCUGUGAUUGCUGAAACAGGGGACUCUUGGUUUAACUGCCAGAAACUUAAAUUGCCUGAAGGAUGCGGGUAUGAGUUCCAAAUGCAAUAUGGAUCAAUUGGAUGGUCAGUUGGUGCAACUCUUGGGUAUGCUCAGGCUGUACCCGAGAAGCGAGUAAUUGCUUGCAUUGGUGAUGGCAGCUUCCAGGUGACUGCACAAGAUGUAUCAACAAUGCUGCGAUGCGGGCAGAAGAGUAUCAUCUUCCUGAUUAACAAUGGUGGUUAUACCAUUGAAGUUGAGAUUCAUGAUGGGCCUUACAAUGUGAUCAAGAACUGGAACUACACUGGGCUGGUUGAUGCAAUCCACAAUGGCGAGGGCAAGUGCUGGACAAAGAAGGUCCAAUGCGAGGAGGAUCUGAUUGAAGCAAUACAGGAGGCCACUGGACCAAAGAAGGAUUGCUUGUGCUUCAUUGAGAUGGAAAAAUUUGACGGUAGAACAUAAAUGGGUCUCACCAGGGAAGGGAAGAAUGUUUCCGACUAGCGGUGGAGCUCUCACUGCAGUGGUGACAUGUAGGGGUGGACCUUCUCCAGUGAUAUCCUGUGAGUAGUUGGGAUUUCUUGCGAGUCACUGAAAAUUUGUUGGUAGAUUCAAUUUCUUUGGCUGACUUUUCAUUUUCCCCGAUAAUUUUGUCUUUUGUUCUUUUUCUUCAAGUGAUCUCGUGGGCAACUCAAGCUCGCUUUGGAAUUUUUGGAUUCAAAUUGAGCUAGAGUUAGCUUUUGUUUGUGCUUAAUUCAGUUCAGUUUGAAUCUUAUUUUAAAGACA